UUUUAAGAGGCGGGCUCCCGGAAAUACAUAGUGUAAGGAUUACAGCGCUUCCUUCACAUUGAAUUUACCAUUUACACCUUGAAAUGGCAGGUAUCACAGAAACCACUUCAGAACCACUGAUCCCUGUCCUCCGCAUCAGCCAGCUGGAUGCUCUGGAGCUCGACUCAGCCCUAGAGCAGCUGCUGUGGACCCAGUUCUCCCAUUGUUUCCAAAAUUUCCGCCCAGGCCUUCUCACACCUCUGGAGCCUGAACUGAAGGCUUUGCUGCAGCUGCUCCUGUGGAGGUGUACUCUGUAUCCUGACAGUUCCACAGUUGGUCAGUCUUUACUGAACCUACGCUACCACAACACCCUGUCAUCAUCUAACAGCUACAAGUCUCUGUCCCAACGACAGAAGUUGGCUCUGGUUCUGCUAACAGUAGGCCCUCGUUGGCUUCACGAGCGAUCCCAUAACCUCCGAUUGUGCCUUGGGUUGACUUCAGGGGGCCCUGUUUCUGAAGGUUACCAAAAGGUCAUCCGCAACUCCCUGAGUCUAAUUUCCGGAGUUGUCCAUCUUGCAAACCUUGUCAACUUUCUUGUGUUCCUCAGGAAAGGUCACUAUCCAGUCCUAGCUGAAAGAAUCAUUGGAGUUCAAGCAGUUUUUAGCAGGCCAAACGUGACCCGAGACAUUACCUACCAAUAUAUGAAUCGUGAGCUGCUAUGGCAUGGCUUUGCAGAGUUCCUCAUUUUCCUUUUGCCACUCAUCAACACACAGAAACUUAAGGCUACCAUAUAUUCAGUUCUGUUUGAAGGGUACAGAAGUAGUGUGGACGGUGCACAGGAUAAACAGGGGGCGUGGCAAGAAUGCACGCUGUGUAGCGAGUGGCCAACCAUGCCUCAUAAGGUUGGUUGUCCACAUGUUUUCUGCUACUACUGUAUCAAAAGUCAUUGUAUUGGAAACAGUUGCAUCGCCUGUCCCAAAUGUGGGGCAGAGGCAACACAACUAGAUCCUGUCAAAAUAAAGGUAUUUGGCAGGCAUUAGAAGCAAAUGUGAACGUAGCACCUCUGGAAAUUGCGAUCAAGUAUUAACCAGACUUGUGUAAAUCUACAAUUCAUCCAUCUAUUUUCAGCACUGCUUAUCCUGAUUAGGGUCACGGGGCACCAGAGCAUAUCCCAGCUGACUUCAGGCGAGAGGGUUACUACACCCUAACAUGUCAGCAGUCAGUCACAGGACACAUACAGGUAGCGUCCCUGAGUGGGAACUGAACCCAUGCUGCAUGUACCAAAGUCUGGCAAGUGUGCCACCACACCAUCAGUGACUCAUGCCUAAAAAUAAUGAGUUUCUCAUCCUUGCAUUUAGCAAGUAGAACUCAUUUUGGUCAUCUUACCUGAUGUGAAACAAGAGGUUAAUUCUUAUUUCAUACUAGCUUUUUAGUUUUUUACUGUAUAGUUUAAGCCAGGUGCGUACAUAGACUGUGCAAAGACACACUGUCACUGUCUGAAGUCAAAUCAGACUAAACCUCUCCUGUUUUAGGUCACUCAGGAUCACUAAAAUUAUUUAAUUUUGCUAAGUGCCACAAUAAUGAGAAUUUCAUAGACAAUUUUGUAUUUUCUUCGAGAUCAAAAGUUGACAUACAGGUGUAGUAUUGAGUAGCUUAACUUGGAUCAAACAUUUUUGGUAACCUUCCACAAGCUUCUGACAGUGCUCUGCUGGAAUCCCCAGCCCUACAACAUAAUGUUGUCAUCUCUAUUUUUCACAGUUGGUUUGGUGUUCUCAGGUCUACAAGCUUCCCCCUUUUUCCUCCAGAUGUAAUGUUGGCCAUUAUGGCCCAACAAUUCCACUUUAGUUUCAUCAGACCUGGACUUGUCUCCAGAAGUCAAGAUCUUUGUUUUCGUCUAUUUACCAACUGUAAUGUCUUUUUUUUUUUAUGUUGCUGAAAAAAAAAUGGAAUAAGUU
Molecule: messenger RNA, 1934 nt
Organism: Syngnathoides biaculeatus (alligator pipefish)
Lineage: Eukaryota; Metazoa; Chordata; Actinopteri; Syngnathiformes; Syngnathidae
Gene: pex2
Product: peroxisomal biogenesis factor 2
Exons: 2
Coding region: 84-1019 (311 amino acids)
Biological process (GO): protein import into peroxisome matrix
Cellular component (GO): peroxisomal membrane
Molecular function (GO): zinc ion binding
Source: RefSeq, a predicted model, not a curated record